AUGAUAGUAGGGUGUGAAACAAUUCAAGAUCAAAUCAUGUCAACUACUUCUGAAACGCCAUCAACUGAUUCAUUCGAGGAUUUCCCCGAACAGUAUAUGUUAAACUUAUUAGAUUCAGAUAAAAAAAGAUUUAAGGAUGAAAUUUUAGAUUUGGUUGAGCAAAAGUAUCGAUUAGAAUUUAUGAAGAUUAAAGAUGUUGUUGAUGAUUGUUACAGCCGUAUUGAAAAAUUAGAGCAAUCUAUCUUAAAUCGUUCCCCACUUAAACAAGAUUUGGAUAUGUUGAAAACUAGUGAACCAAUCAAUAAAGUCAAGUUACUUAGAACUUCAAUUAACAAGAUUCAUCAAGAACUUGUCAUUAUGAGUCAAUAUGUUGACAAGUUAGAGGAAGAGAUUGAAGAUUUAAAAAAUUCUACUGUUCCAAAACCGAAAGUAGAUGAGUCGCCAAAGCAAUUAUUCUCUGAAAAAGUUCGGGAUCUCAUUAAUUAUUCUUGCUAUAUUGUAUCAUUUAUGUAUCUUAUCUUUGGUCAUGCCGUUUUAUUGAUUUUUGGUCCAGAACUGAAGGCUGGUAGUGGUUUUAGAAAUAUUUUUAAGAUGUAUUACCCAUUAAACGCUAUCAUUUGUGCUGCAAGAUUGUUUCAAGAGGACAAAAAUAUAGGUCAGUGGGUAUUAGGAGCUCUCUUAUGUGUUAUUUUAGGAGUUGUAAUCUGA
This is a messenger RNA of Scheffersomyces coipomensis, 708 nucleotides long. RefSeq lists its product as uncharacterized. The coding region runs from base 1 to 708 and encodes 235 amino acids. The record is from RefSeq and is a predicted model, not a curated record. Lineage: Eukaryota; Fungi; Ascomycota; Pichiomycetes; Serinales; Debaryomycetaceae. The transcript has a single exon.